CUCAUCCUCCUGCUGCUGGACCUUCUUCUCCAGACAAAGUACCCGCUGACACAGCUCUCCAUGGUCCUGGCUCAACAGCCCAUCUGUAACACCAUCAAGGGAUCAAAGAAAUUACAAAGGCAUCAAGCAGAAUCCUAAUUUCUUCAUAAAAAAGGGAUAUCGUCACAAAAAAAUCGAUGUUUCCAUACCUCAGUAGAAGUUUACGAACAAAUGAAGUCCAACUUUACAGCCAUUCCCAUGACUGUUUUGGAUCAGUUAACCAAUGCUUUUGUCAAGGAGAUUCUUCUAAUGACAACUCAAUGGGCUUUGUUAGUAACGAAAGUGGUGGACUUCCUAACACUGUGACUAUACCGAUGUCAAGUUCCAUGUUAUCGCCCGUCUCAGCUCAUUUAAAACCACAUAAACGGACAGGAGAGAAAACCCCCAAAACAUUACUAAAAAUGAUGGAAAGACAUAGAGAAAACGAAAGAGUCCGGCAUCAUACACUAAAUGAAUCUAUGAAGAAGGUCUGUGAACGUGUCCCAGGUUACUCUGAUGUCAUGAAAGAAACAAAGGUGGUAAUGAUGCAAAAAAUCAUUGCUUAUGUUUGUUACUUGGAAAACACUGUCCAUGACCUGUGUGAAAAACUUGACCUUAAAGUUGGCGAUCUUCUGAUGUCCACGGACUUCAUCACUGAGCAACUGCGGACUAAAAAAGCUACUACUUUAAAGAAGGAUCCUCCUGUUCUGAAGCAAAAGACCAAAAUUAAGUCUGAUCACAAGAAACAUCAACUGGAGCAGAGAAGGCUGAAGAUUUCCUCCCCGACCAUAGACUCCACAACUGACCACCAACUGGUGGAGGACUACGAGUCUUCCCAGGAGUCAGGGGUCGGGACCAGUGUGGGGAUGCACUCCUUCCCCUACCUGAGGGACCACAAGUGGCUGACAUCCCCCAUCAAAAACCUGAUGGACAUAUCUGUGUGUGGAGAGUCCAAAGAUGAUCCAGAUGAGGAAGGAUUCUUUAGCCAGUCUACACAGGGUAUUCUGAGCCAGUUAAUAGACACUCCAUCCAAACUGAUAUUUCAGAAUGAUGACUUCUUGCCUUCUUCAUCCUGCCUUGACAAUUUCCCAGAUGCCUUUGAUCUCAUGUCUAGUCCUAUUGGUAAACGGUCAUCUCAGCUAAACAGUCCAAGGGAGAGAAUAUUGCUGAAUUCCUCCUAUGGGAUCAAAAACGAUGUACAAGACUAUACUGAGGCUGCUGAGCACACAGAUGGGGAGAUGAGAACCAUAUCCCCCGAGAGUAUACUGCAGACCAACGUAUACAGGGAGGACGUCUUCUUAUCCCAGGCAUCCGAGCCCCUCAGUCAGCACAAUACAUCAGGACUCUCCGAUAUUUCUGUCUUCCUGUCAAGUCCAGAGAGGCCAAGCAUGCAGAAUACUCCAGUGAAAAGUCCGUACUGGCCAGGGAAGAACAAGCGAAAGCAGUACACCCCUAAAAGGUCACCAUUUAAUAACAUCACAAACCUCAGGCUGCAGCCAUCUGUAUCAGAGGAGGAGGAGGAGGAGGAGGAAGAAGAAGAAGAAGAAGAGGUGGAUGAAGAUUAUGAACCAGAACCAGCAGCAAAAAGAUUUAAAUCUGACUCCUGUGGAAAAUUUUUGCGAAGAAGCCCAGUUGAUGAGGACUUUGUAUCUUAUGUUCCAUACAUUUGGAAGUUCCAUAAUACAUCUCGAUCUCGCCGACAGAAAGCAACACCUGUUCCAGAAAAACGUAGUCAGGACUCUCAGGAACCUGAAAGUGAGAACAAGAGCUCUGUUUGUAAACCAGAAAAAAUAGACCACAGGAAAACCACCUGGAUGAAUGGGUUCAUGAUGUUCAGUAGAUACAAUCGCAAGAAAUUCAUUGAGGCUAACCCUGGGGUACACACCUCUCACAUCAGUAAAAUCCUGGGCCACACCUGGAGGAACAUGUCAGCUGAGGACCAGAAACCAUACAAGGAUGAGGCCAAACUGUAUGCCAAAGAAAUGAGGAGUGAUAACUUAACAUGUCAAGAAAACAGUGGGAAUGUGGAGCUGUCCAGCCCAGCAAAAACAGAAUGAGACCAUGGCCCAUUAUAAAGAGCUGCCUUUUCAUUAAAAUGGUUCAAGAAACCCCACGGGUGGUUGUGAAAAUUUCACCAUCAACAAAAUGCAACAUUGCAUAAUGAAUGGGAUACUUUACUGAUACACGAUAUUAUAUUCUUAUAUCUCGGUAUACAUUUUUAAAACUGUAGUGUCUGAUAUGUUAGGGUGGUUGAAUGCAGUGUACAUUCCUUAUGUAGAAGUAGCAAUGUGUUACCUGUCAUGGACCCUGGUGGGUAUAAAGACUGAUUUUAUUUUUUAUACUUUUUUAUUACAGGUUGAUACGUUGUUACAGACAUUAUUUGUUUCCUAUUACUUUGAAUUGUUAUUGUUUUAUUACCAGUCCACAUUGUUAUUCAAUCAUGUUGCCAAGAUGUCAUGCGGAUAUAUGUUUUAAAACUUGGAACAUUUUAAUAAAACAUGUU
Magallana angulata is the source of this 2521-nucleotide messenger RNA. RefSeq lists its product as uncharacterized. The record is from RefSeq and is a predicted model, not a curated record. Lineage: Eukaryota; Metazoa; Mollusca; Bivalvia; Ostreida; Ostreidae. Gene Ontology annotation, biological process: cell differentiation; regulation of DNA-templated transcription; anatomical structure morphogenesis. The transcript has 14 exons. Bases 177 to 2075 code for a protein of 632 amino acids. Gene Ontology annotation, molecular function: DNA-binding transcription factor activity, RNA polymerase II-specific; protein dimerization activity; RNA polymerase II cis-regulatory region sequence-specific DNA binding.